Molecule: messenger RNA, 1071 nt
Organism: Theobroma cacao (cacao)
Lineage: Eukaryota; Viridiplantae; Streptophyta; Magnoliopsida; Malvales; Malvaceae
Source: RefSeq, a predicted model, not a curated record
AUGCAAAAAUUUUCUAUAGCUAUUCUGAGAUAUGGAUUUCAACAGUCAGCCUCAGAUCAUUCAUUGUUCACCAUGAAAACAGAUGAUGGAAACUUUACAGCAUUACUUGUCUAUUUAGAUGACAUUCUUAUUGGUAGCGCAUCUGUUCAGGAAUCAAACAAAGUCAAGGAUUUUCUGAACUCUCUUUUUAAACUUAGAGACUUGGGAACAGUAAAAUAUUUUUUGGGGCUUGAAAUUGCUAAGUCACCUAAAGGGAUUUCAAUAUGCCAAAGGAAGUAUACUCUUGAUCUCCUAGAAGAGAAUGGGCUUCUUGGAGCUAAACCAGUAAGUACACUGAUUGAUUAUAACCACAAACUCUGCAAAGUCAAGGAUGGGGAAAUAUUGUCAGAUCCUACAAGCUACAGGCAAUUGAUUGGAAAGCUGAUAUACUUGACUUUUAGCAGACCAGAUAUCUGUUAUGCUGUGCAAGUUCUAUCUCAAUUUAUGGACAAACCGAGAAAGGAACACCUAGUUGCAGCUCAUAGGAUUUUAAAGUAUUUGAAAGCAUCACUGGGGCAAGGAAUACUAAUGAAGUCAAAAUCCACUCUAAAAAUAUCAAGAUAUGCUGACAGUGAUUGGGCAGGAUGUUCAGACACCAGAAGGUCAGUCAUUGGUUUUUGCAUCUUCAUUGGGGACUCACUUGUAAGUUGGAAAUCAAAGAAACAGUCAGUAGUUGCUAGGAGUUCAGUUGAAGCAGAGUACAGAUCAAUGGUUUCAACUUGUUGUGAAAUGAUCUGGAUCAAAAGUAUUUUAGAAGAUUUCGGAAUCAAACAAAAUGAAGCAAUGGAUCUUUAUUCUGAUAGUCAGUCUGUUAUACACAAAAGUAAGAAUCCAGUGUUUCAUGAGAGGACCAAACACAUAGAAAUAGAUUGUCAUUUUAUUAGAGAAAAGGUCCUCACUAGGUUGAUCAAACCAAAGCACAUUUCAAGCAGCACACAUAUAACAGAUAUUCUUACUAAAGCAUUGCAGCCGAAUCAAUUCUACAAACUCUUGAGCAAGAUGAGCGUUCAUGAUAUUCACUGUUCCUCUUAA